GCUAAGUAGGGAAUGGGACUCAAGAGUUGCAAGCACUUCAUCACCCUUGUGAUGCCACUUUGGGCCUUGGCCUUUUGCCUCCUUGUGGUGGUACCGGUCCCAGCACAGACAACUAGUAUGGAGACAGCAAAAGAAGAACGGCGUCUACAGGAAUUGGAGUCCAAAAUGGGAGCGGAAUCAGACCAGUCAAACUCCAAUUUCGCUGGUCCAUCAUUCUCGCGUUUUGGGGACAGGCACAUCCAGAAAACUCUUAGUUUCGGUAGAAGAGUGCCGAUGAUUUCUCGCCCAAUGAUGCCAAUCGAAUUGGACCUCCUUAUGGAUAAUGAUGACGAUCGAACAAAAGCUAAACGGUUUGACGACUACGGACACAUGAGGUUUGGUAAGAGAGGAGGAGAUGAUCAGUUCGAUGACUACGGCCACAUGCGCUUCGGCCGGUAAACCUAAGCCAACCAUUUGUCGAUGAAUAGUCAUUAACGGGCUGUUUGUGCAAGUUGUAUAUAUACGAAUAUAUAGAAAACUGCUGCGGUAACUAGUACAUACAUAGUAAUAAAUGUUCGCAU
Molecule: messenger RNA, 560 nt
Organism: Drosophila gunungcola (fruit fly)
Lineage: Eukaryota; Metazoa; Arthropoda; Insecta; Diptera; Drosophilidae
Gene: Dsk
Product: drosulfakinins
Exons: 1
Coding region: 13-438 (141 amino acids)
Source: RefSeq, a predicted model, not a curated record